Molecule: messenger RNA, 336 nt
Organism: Ustilago hordei
Lineage: Eukaryota; Fungi; Basidiomycota; Ustilaginomycetes; Ustilaginales; Ustilaginaceae
Product: putative small nuclear ribonucleoprotein chain D2
Exons: 2
Coding region: 1-336 (111 amino acids)
Biological process (GO): RNA splicing; spliceosomal snRNP assembly
Cellular component (GO): precatalytic spliceosome; U5 snRNP; U4/U6 x U5 tri-snRNP complex
Molecular function (GO): RNA binding
Source: RefSeq, a predicted model, not a curated record
AUGAGCCAGUACGUCAACCUACCCAAAUCAGAGCUCGACCAGUCCCAAAUCCGAGAGCUCGAGCAGUACGAGAUCUCUCAAGGUCCUCUUUCAGUCCUGCAACAAUCCGUUCGCAACCACACACAGAUCUUGAUUGCCCUGCGCAACAACAAGAAGCUCCUUGCACGCGUCAAGGCUUUCGACCGUCACUCAAAUAUGGUUUUGGAGAAUGUCAAGGAGAUGUGGACAGAGGUUCCAAAAGGCAAGGGGAAGAAGCCGGUGAACAAGGACAGGUUCAUCUCAAAGAUGUUCUUGCGAGGCGAUUCGGUGGUGUUGGUUCUAAGGAACACUGCUUAA